Molecule: messenger RNA, 2235 nt
Organism: Rhodotorula graminis WP1
Lineage: Eukaryota; Fungi; Basidiomycota; Microbotryomycetes; Sporidiobolales; Sporidiobolaceae
Exons: 6
Coding region: 1-2235 (744 amino acids)
Cellular component (GO): membrane
Molecular function (GO): sucrose:proton symporter activity
Source: RefSeq, a predicted model, not a curated record
AUGGACUCGCACCCUACACCGCCACAUCCCCAUCGCGCGACCGCCAGCCAGUCGCCAACCCCGCCCACCUCCUCCUCCCCCUCGACCGCCGCCCUCACCUCGUCCCACACCUACCAGUCGUUCGACGACCUCGUCCCGACGUCUCCCCGCACCCCGACCACUCGUCACGUCCGCACCUCGAGCAACCGCAGCCGAGGCACGUUCGGCGACCUCGACCACGACGACGACGACCGCGACGACCCGUCCGCCCUCGAGGACCACAUCAGCUCCGUCGCCGAGAAGACGUGGAACACGCUCGAGUUCGUCAAGCUCACCGUCGCCAUCGCCGGCGCUCAACUCGCCUGGACCGUCGAGAUGGCGUACGGCACGCCCUACCUCCUCGGACUCGGCCUCACCAAGCAGGGCACGAGCCUCGUCUGGAUGGCCGGCCCGCUGAGCGGCAUGCUGGUCCAGCCCAUCGUCGGGGCCCUCUCCGACUCGUCGCCGUCCCGGUUCCGCCGCCGCCAGUACAUCGCCUUCUCGGCCCUGUUCGUCCUCGUGUCGUCGCUCGUCGUCGCCUACGCCCGCGAGGCCGCCUCGGUCCUCGUCAGCCUCUUUGCCGACGUCGGCGACUGGGACCCGGCCCGCGCCUCACGCGAGCAGGCGUGCGCCAUCUGGAUCGGCGUCGUCGGCUUCUACGUCCUCGACUUUUCGCUCAACGCGCUCCAGGCCGCCAUCCGGGCCCUCGUCCUCGACCUGUCGCCGUCGCCGCUCCAGAACUCGGCCAACGCGUGGCUCGGGCGCCAGACGCACAUCGCCAACGUCGUCGGCUACCUCGUCGGCUACCUCGACCUCGGCCACUCGCCGCUCCUGCGCUGGCUCGGCGGCGGCCAGUUCCGCAAGCUCGCCGUCACGAGCUGCGUCGUCAUGCUCGCGACCGUCGCCGUCACGUGCGUGACCCAGCAGGAGGACGCGCGCCCCGAGAUGCGCUCGGGCGAGAGCGCGUGGCAGAAGGUCCGCAACGUCGCUCGCGACGUCGUCGCCGCGACCCGCACCUUGCCCAAGCCCGUGCGCCGGGUCUGCUACGUGCAGUUCUUCGCGUGGAGCAGCUGGUUCCCGUUCCUGUUCUACUCGACGACCUACGUCGCCGAGGCCCUGUACGCCUCGAUCCCUCGCGGCACGCCUCCUCCCUCGGCCGACACGGCGACCCGCACGGGCUCGUUCGCGCUCCUCAUCUACGCCCUCGUCUCGCUCGCGGCCGGCACCUUCAUCCCGUACCUGACGACCCUCGCCGACUCGUUCCCGUCGCUCCCCUCGCGCGUCGGCCCCGUCGGCCGCCUCGUCCUGAGCGAGCUCACGCCGCGCAACAUGUGGACCGUCGCCCUCGCGUGGUACGCCGCGUGCAUGGUCGCCACCUUUUGGGCGACGAGCGUCCGCGGCGCGACGGCCGUCGUCGCCCUCGUCGGCGUGCCCUGGGCCAUCACGUGCUGGGUCCCGUUCGCGCUCGUCAUGGAGUCGAUCCGCGAGGUCGAGGCCGAGCGCGCCGACGGCGACAAGGCCAAGGCGGCGACGGCGCAGACGCACGGCGUGCCGGCCUCGCCCGGGCUGCCGUCGUCGUCCCCGUCCCCUGCGAGGCCGUUCGCGUCGCCGGCGCAGCGCGCGCUCCGUACGCCGUUCCGCAGCUCGCUGCGCCAAGCGUCGUGGGCCAUCCACUCGUUGCAGCAGCCGAGCGAGGCGUCGACGUCGCCGGCCCGGCACGCUCGCCCAACCUCGACCUCGGCCUCGGACGAUGCGACCGCCGCCGCCGCGACCGCCGCCGCCGACGAGCACACGUCGCUCCUCCUCAACACGCGCUCCUUUCCGUGCGACGCCGAGAAACCCGCGUCGUCGGGCGGCGCCGGCGGCACCAUCCUCGGCCUGCACAACCUCGCCAUCGUCCUCCCGCAGUUCUUCGUCGCGCUCGUUGCGGCGGGCAUCUUCCGCCUCACGACUCGCGCCUCGUCCAAAACCUUCUUCUUCCUCGACUCGCACGACGGCGGCGGCGGCGAGGGCGAGCUCGGCGGCGAAGACGACGUCGUGUGGGUGCUGCGGUUCGGCGGCCUCGCGAGCGCGCUCGGCGUCGUCGCGAGCCGGUUCCUCGUCGAGACGGCGAGCGAGCGCAGGUACAGGGACCGCGUCCUGUACGGGUGGCAGCACGAGCCGGUCGAGGACGACGAGAGGAGGACGACGAGGCGGAGCUUCGACUCGAACGAGUAG